Molecule: messenger RNA, 1915 nt
Organism: Balearica regulorum gibbericeps (East African grey crowned-crane)
Lineage: Eukaryota; Metazoa; Chordata; Aves; Gruiformes; Gruidae
Gene: ANKRD13A
Product: ankyrin repeat domain 13A
Cellular component (GO): cytoplasm
Molecular function (GO): protein binding
Source: RefSeq, a predicted model, not a curated record
AUGAUGAGUUCCCCUGGCAGGGCCAGCACCGCGUUUCCCCUGCACGUCCUGGUCUGGAAUAAUGACUACAGGCGGCUGGACGAGGAGCUGCAGGACAAGGAUGUUGAUCAACGUGAUCCACGAGGCCGGACCUUGUUGCACCUUGCUGUUUCCUUGGGUUAUAUAGAAUCUGCCAAAGUCCUCCUUCAACACAAGGCGGACGUAACGAAAGAGAAUGCACAGGGAUGGACAGUUUUACAUGAGGCUGUCAGUACAGGAGAUCCAGAGAUGGUACAAAUGAUUCUGCAGCAUCGGGACUACCAGCAGACCUCUAUGACACUUGGAGGAGUUCCGGAAUUACUCCAAAAGAUUAAUGAGACUCCUGACUUUUAUGUGGAAAUGAAAUGGGAGUUCACUAGCUGGGUCCCACUGGUUUCUAGAGUUUGUCCAAGUGACGUCUGCCGCAUCUGGAAAAGUGGUGCCAAGCUGCGUGUUGAUAUCACUUUGCUGGGCUUUGAAAAUAUGAGCUGGGAGAGAGGAAGGCGUAGUUUAAUUUUCAAGGGAGAAGAUACCGGAGGUUGGGCAGAGCUAAUUGAGAUAAAUCAUGAUGAUAAGUUUGUUACAACGGAGCGUUUUGAGAUUUCCCAACACAUGAAACGUUUGACACUGGGAUCUAUGACACCAAAAAGAAAAGAUGUGGAAAGGCGCCUUACGUCUCCAAUUAUUAAUACGUGCCUUGAUACAAAAAAUAUUGCUUUUGAAAGAACUACAUCUGGAUUCUGGGUGUGGAGGACAGAAAAGGCGGAAGGUGUAAAUGGUUAUGAAGCAAAGGUAUACAUUGCAAACAAUGUGAAUGUGGUCACAAAAAUCCGAACGGAACAUUUAACAGAAGAGGAGAAGAAAAGAUACAAAGCUGACAGGAACCCACUGGAAUCAUUUCUGGGUACAGUGGAACAUGAGUAUGGUGCUCAGAGUACGACCAAGACAACAGAGUAUGCCACAAGUAACAAUCCUACUGCUAUCACUCUGGAGGAGUACUUUGACCCAGAAUUUGAUUUGAAAGGUAGAGAUAUAGGAAGACCGAAAGAAGUCACCAUUCGAACGCAGAAAUUUAAAGCAACCUUGUGGAUGAGUGAAGAGUUUCCCUUGUCUCUUAUGGAACAAGUCACGCCAAUCAUUGAUCUGAUGGCCAGAACUAGUGCGCAUUUUGCCAGGCUUAGGGAUUUCAUCACUCUGGAAUUUCCACCAGGAUUUCCUGUCAAAAUUGAAAUUCCCCUAUUUCAUGUGCUGAAUGCUCGAAUUACAUUUGAAAAUGUCAAUGGCUGCAGGACAGCUGACAAAACAUCGUCACAAAUGGUUGGAGGUGCACAGUGUGAUUCAGGCGCUAAUUUUGAGGUUGACCAGUCAGUGUUUGAGAUCCCCAAAUCUUACCACAUCCAAGAUGAUGGCAGGAAUAUACACGUGCAGGAUGAAGAUAAUGAGAUCAUGCAGUUUGCUAUUCAGCAGAGUUUGUUGGAAUCCGGUGGAAAUAAAGAAGUGGGGGUGCAGUCCAAUGGAGCAGUUGCAUAUUCACAGGACUUCAAUAUACAGUAUCAGAGGGCACUGCAGGAGAGCUAUCUAACAAGCUCAGGUAACUCACACUGCAGCACCCCCAGUGAACCUUCCAGUUUUGAAAAAGACUUACAGCUUGCCAUGGAGUUGUCUGUCCGGGAGCAGGAGGAACGGGAGAAGCAACGUCGUGAAGAGGAAGAUGCAGAGCUUCAGCAAGUUUUACGGCUUUCGCUUGUGGAGAAAUAACUCCUUAGCGACCUCCUGAAAUAAGGAUGACCGAAUCUGCAUCAAGCUGAAGGCUUUCAGAGCUAUCAGUCUGAAGACCACUCCUGGAUUGCCUAAGUAAACAUUUCACCUGCCUUCUAAGUUGGCAUCGUCAGCUACA